Molecule: messenger RNA, 1097 nt
Organism: Aethina tumida (small hive beetle)
Lineage: Eukaryota; Metazoa; Arthropoda; Insecta; Coleoptera; Nitidulidae
Gene: Rab35
Product: ras-related protein Rab-35
Exons: 4
Coding region: 173-778 (201 amino acids)
Biological process (GO): endocytic recycling
Cellular component (GO): endosome membrane; plasma membrane
Molecular function (GO): GTP binding; GTPase activity
Source: RefSeq, a predicted model, not a curated record
AUGUUUUUCUAUGGUGUCCAAUAUAUAUGUAUACUAAUCUAUGGUUUUGACAAGAUAAAACUGGAGGAAGUCCUUUUGUGGGCAGUUUCAGCGUCGAAAUCUCCAUUCCGAAACCGAUUAAUGACUUUAAACAGGUGAAACGGCCGCACAAGCAUCGCAUACGUACGUCAAAAUGGCCCGAGACUAUGAUCACCUGUUCAAGUUGCUCAUUAUAGGCGACAGUGGUGUGGGCAAGAGUUCAUUGUUGUUGAGGUUCUCUGACAACACAUUCACUGGCAGCUACAUAACCACGAUCGGGGUGGAUUUCAAGAUUAAAACGGUGUCGAUGGACGGUCUGAAAGUCAAACUGCAAAUAUGGGAUACUGCGGGACAGGAACGGUUCAGGACAAUAACCAGCACAUAUUACAGGGGAACCCACGGAGUGAUCGUCGUCUACGACGUAACGAACGGGGAAUCCUUCGCCAACGUCAAGAGAUGGUUGCACGAGAUCGAGCAGAACUGCGAAGUCGUCAACCGUGUUUUAGUGGGGAACAAGAACGACACACCAGAGAGGAAGGUGGUGUUAACGGAGGACGCACAACGGUUCGCCGACACAAUGAACAUCCAGCUCUUCGAAACAUCGGCCAAGGACAACAUUAACGUCGAGGAAAUGUUCAUGGCGGUCACGAAGCUGGUGCUCGACUCGAAGCUGGAGAUGAAGCAAAGGCAGAACAACGAUUCGGAGGGCACGGUCGUGCUGAAAAAAUCGAAUAAGGGCGGCAAGAAACGGUGUUGUUGAAGUCGUCGUGUACGUCGUUUUGUUCUGUAUAUAAUUGGGUUGUACAGUGUUGAUAAUUGUGCGAUGGAUAUUUUCUUAUUGUAGCAUAUCAGAUGGUAUUAUUGUAUAUGUAAAAGUGUGACAAUACGAGGCGUACAACGUUUUACGAACAUGAUGCUGAACAUGCCAUUUUUUCUAUUUUUUACGUACCAAAACUCUAGGUUCUUUAGCAUGUAACUUUUUUAUGAUGUAAGUUGUGUAUAGAUAUGGAUAAAUUGAUUGUGUAUUUUUAAACAAUUCAAAUUGUAACGAUUUGUUGUAAUAAAAUAUGUGUUUAAAA